AUGGAUAAGAAGAGAGCUUAUCAGACACCCAGAACAAGAAUCAAAUUGUGCUGGAAAUUUGCCAACAGUGAGAAUAGCAUUUAUCGAUACUGCACAUUUCUACGAAACUGGAGAUCUACUGAUUACGCCAGCAAGCAUUUCAGUGUCACUCCCAAGCAACCAGUUCAAUUUUAUAUCAAACUACAAAAUCAUGGACAAUCUAUAGCAACAGCAGUCAUUAACAACAUAAAAGUUGUCACUGAAGAAUGUCAUUUACCUUCAAUACGACCGAAACAUCGACAAGUGAAACUAUAUUCAAUACAACGAGCUGAAGAGAGAGAACUUACAACACAAGUCAUAACUUCUCGAGAUAUAACCAGCAAAUUAUCAGCUACCACAAAUCCCAUAACUUCAUCCAAUUUAAACUCUUCAUUUGUACUCAGUGAUAUUUUUGGAGAUGCUUUUGCACAGUUUUUGGUGGAUGAUUCGGACGGUUUAAUCGUUGAAGAGCAGAAGAUUGGAAAAGAUGGUGUAAAUAGCAAUGAGUGGUUGAAACGAAACAAUCCAAAACAGGAUAAUGAAGUCUUUGUAUCAACAACGCUUACUCCAAAAUUACCUUUCACUUUCAACCUUUUGGAAUGCAACACUAUCGGCGGUUGCUUAUUCGAUCAAUCGAUGUGCUCUUAUCAAAAUUCAGCAAUGUCUCGCGGUUCAACAUUUGAACGAGUUAGGCUUUAUGAUCAGAAUUUUAUGCAAGCGCUUACGAGACCGAAUACAGUAGCAGUAUUAGAAACAGAUACAUCAUUCACAGAAGAUCAUAAAAUUGUAUUUGAUGUAUUGGAAUUCACAGAAGGACAGCGACUGUAUGGAUGCUGCUAUAAUACAAAACUGGAUGCAGACGAAACCUUAAUCAAUAUAAGGAUAUUAUUGGGAGGCAAACGACCAUCCGAAUUAUUUUGUCCAUUUGCAACGGCAGUGCACUCAACUCCAGUUAUUUGGAGGACAGAACGGUUUACCUGUCCUCAAGGUACCGGAAAGAUCCUAUUUAUGUGUGAAAAUAAUGGCAAAAUAAAUGGGGCAUGUGCAAUGGACAAUAUUCGAAUACAUAAGAUUUUGGACGUUCUGGAGAUGGAACCGUGUCAAAAGAACAUUAUCGCCUUCUCAUGAAUCACUUUUCCGGUUACGUAGCAUUUGCGACAAGUUACAAACGGAUGGCCAAAAAAAUCAAGCUUACCCUUUUCAAUAUUUGGAAUUAAUGGUUCUGAAAGAAGAAUGAGGAAAUGAUAAAUUAUAUACUUAAAGAAAUGAAUGUAAAUGUCGUUAUUAUAUGGUAAUCUUACAUUUCGUCAAUGAUGUCGAUUAUGGUUCAAUGUAAAUUUUGUUACGCUGUAGUUCCAAGGAAUUAAAAAUUUUUGUACGAUCA
This is a messenger RNA of Loa loa (African eye worm), 1402 nucleotides long. RefSeq lists its product as hypothetical. The coding region runs from base 1 to 1146 and encodes 381 amino acids. The record is from RefSeq and is a predicted model, not a curated record. The transcript has 9 exons. Lineage: Eukaryota; Metazoa; Nematoda; Chromadorea; Rhabditida; Onchocercidae.